AUGAAUCUUAAAGAAUACGUUAAUUAUCUAGAAGAAAAAGAAACAAAUGAAAUAUUGAAUAAUGAAGAGAUUUUGGAUCUUUUUACUAACCUAAAACUUAAAAAGACUAAAGAUGCUGAAGAGGAAGAGAAUGAAAGUAAUAAAAAGAAGAAUAAUAGUACAGAAAUACACCAAAUUACUCAUCAUGAAGCACUAAGUGCUGUAGAAGUGCUUGAAUACUACUUUAUACAACAAGAUGUUAAUGAGGUAGCCUGGUUAAAUCAUGACCAAGCUUUGUCAAAUCUGCAAAAGAAAAUAAGAAAGCUUCAAAAUUCAUCUUUUAAGCAAGUGGACAUUAAAGCCUUUUUUGAAUUGGCUAAUUAA
Messenger RNA from Cetraspora pellucida, 363 nucleotides. Lineage: Eukaryota; Fungi; Glomeromycota; Glomeromycetes; Diversisporales; Gigasporaceae. The record is from the annotation of a GenBank genome assembly.